Messenger RNA from Podarcis raffonei (Aeolian wall lizard), 1743 nucleotides. It is a transcript of the gene GINS3, whose product is annotated as GINS complex subunit 3. The record is from RefSeq and is a predicted model, not a curated record. Gene Ontology annotation, biological process: mitotic DNA replication initiation. Lineage: Eukaryota; Metazoa; Chordata; Lepidosauria; Squamata; Lacertidae. Gene Ontology annotation, cellular component: GINS complex. The transcript is spliced from 3 exons. Bases 54 to 707 code for a protein of 217 amino acids.
AAGGGCGGCGUGCGCGUGCGCGAACCAAGCGCGGGCUUUUCUGUAGUGGCGCUAUGGGCGAGGCCUACACGCCGGUGGAGGCUGCGCUGGGGACCGAGGAGAGCUUCCUCUCUCUGGCAGACAUCCUCAUGUCGCAAGAGAGGCUGCCGUGCCGCGCUGAGAUCAAACUACCUCGCCUCGCCACAGUCUUGGGUAAAGCGGCCAGUGCCGCCGCCGCCUCCUCAGACAACGCGCUCCCUGAGGGCUCAAAGCUGGAAAUCCCCCUCUGGCUGGCCAAAGGCUUAUAUGACAACAAACGGAGGAUCCUUUCUGUGGAAUUGCCAAAGAUUUACAAGGAGAGUUGGCGGACGGUGUUAAAUGCAGAUGCCAACGUGGUUGACCUGCAUAAAUUGGGGCCAUACUACUAUGGAUUUGGCUCCCAGCUGCUGAAUUUUGACAGUCCUGAAAAUACUGAACUAGCUCAGACUAUAUUGCAGACAUUUAUUGGCCGAUUCCGUCGCAUCAUGGACUCUUCCCAGAAUGCAUUCAAUGAGGACACGUCUGUGCUGGUGGCCCGUCUGGAUGAGUUGGAACGAGCCUUAUUUCAAGCAGGCCAGAAAGGACUUAAUGACUUCCAGUGCUGGGAAAAGGGUCAGGCCUCCCAGAUCACAGCAUCCAGCCUAAUCCAGAAUUACAAGAAGAGAAAAUUUUCUGACUUGGACAGCUGAGUGCAUGAAGGGCACAGUUGACACUUCCAUGGCAAGAGACAAAAGAGGAAAUGAUGUUCAUCUUAUGAAUUGAAAAUCUCCCUGGUAACAUCUUGAGAUUGAACUAGAGCAUAUUUCUGAGGAAUGUUGGCUAACACUGUGUGGCCUGAAGCCGUCCACGCACUCUUCUAAGAACGUACAAGAUUAUUCUGGGUUUGUAUCUGAAUGGAUACAAUCAUUUGGAACAAAUCUUAUUGGGCAAUAACUAACAUUUUAUUCAAUCUAAUGCAACUAUGUUUUAAUCUUUCAAGUGAUGACUCUAGAAAUGCAGGGCAAAAGGAUGAACAAUUCUCAGGCAAAUGAGUUUGCCCUCAGAAAUCAUCAUUGGAAUAUUUGUACAUAGUCUACCAGGUUAUUGCCUUUGCUUUUAUUUGCUAGAAAGGUGAUCUUUCUUAGGGAGAAAAGGCAGCUCCAAUAUAUUUCAAUGUGCCUCUUGGUGCCUGCCCGUUGCAAGACUUCCUGUCCAAGGGGCUUAGCUACUCUACUAAAUUUAGUGGGCAGCUUUCCCAGUCCUUUGAAAUGCAGUUUUCUGAAUGGAGUUGAGAUCUUUUAAUUGAGAAUUCUCAGCAUUCGCAAAACUGCUUCUCCCACAAUUUAUUGGAGGAAGCUGUUGCGCUUAAAUAGCUUAGGCUUUUAAUCUAAAUGACAUUUUAUCUUGCUUCCAUUGUGUAUUGCUUAUUUUGGUGGAGGGAGGGAUAAAUGUCCCACUCCCGCCCCCUAUUUCUCUGCCUUAGCUGCAGACUCAGCUUGACAAGCCAUGAGCCCCUCUGUACCAUCCCCGUGGCAUGGAUUUCCCUACUUUCCAGGAAAAUAUAUGCUCUCUUCAACAUCCUCGGUCUUGGGAAUCUUCAGGUUCCAGAUUUUGCAUUAUGGGUUCUGUUCCAUCCUUAACAGCAUAAUUUCAGUGUAGGUGAAAAUUAGUAAUCCCUUUUACAGUUUCCCUUUUACAAUUUGUUUAGCAUUGCAUUAUAAAUAAAACUGAUUUUAGCAAAAGCAA